Messenger RNA from Prunus persica (peach), 1612 nucleotides. RefSeq names its product UPF0496 protein At1g20180. The coding region runs from base 236 to 1465 and encodes 409 amino acids. The record is from RefSeq and is a predicted model, not a curated record. Lineage: Eukaryota; Viridiplantae; Streptophyta; Magnoliopsida; Rosales; Rosaceae. The transcript has 2 exons.
UCGUCCCCAUCGAUCUCUUCUCUUGCGGCAACCAAACUCUCUCUAUAUAUAAUAUACGCCAUCAUAUGCUCCCAUUUCGUCUUUCCUUUUAAAACGUUUUGACUCUUGAGAUCAUAAACAACAAGAAGCAGCCGCAAACUCCUCUAAGACUAUAUAUACAUAUAAUUUAUAAAACAACACCUUCCGUCGAUCUGCGAGUUUCCUUCUACUCAUCCCAUCCGCUUUUAUUGUCAUCAUGUCUAAGAUGAAGAAAAUUUUGCGCACCAAGUUGAGAUCUGCGUUUUCCAAGGCAGGGUGCAGAUCAUCCGGAGGGAAAGGAGACCGUGUCGGAGGCAAUAGCUUCUCUAACAAGCUAAGCGUGAACGAAGAAUACUUGCAAGCUUUCAGAACAAAGUCGUACGUAGAAAUGUGGGAUAGAGUUCAUGGACAGCUUCCAAGCACUGCUACUUCUUCUUCCUCGUCUCUUCCUCCUAAUUCGUACAUGGAUCGCUCAGAAUAUUUGCUUGAACCGCGGCAGGAUAUUUUAAAGGACAUAAUUAGUGAGGAGGGCUUAAAUCUCCAUCAUUUUCUCGCUGACUACUUUGAAGCGAGCUUAGACGCCUGCCAUAUCUGCGACUUGCUCCUCCGCUCCCUCCAUCAAACACGUUCCGAGUACAGAAAAAUCAAGAAGCUCAUCCUAAAACUAAGCCAAAGGGGACUUCUACUUGAACAAGCACAAACACAUAAUCAUGCUAACGAUACUAAUAAUAACAACGAAGAUGAUGAUGAACAACGGGAAGCUAUUUUUGGAGAUCUUACCACAUUUGCCGUUGUCAAGAAGAAUCCCUUGUCAAUUAUCAGCCCCGUGCAGUUCCGUGAUAUUCAUGAUAGCCACUUGGCGUUGUUCAAUAGGUUAACUUUAAAACACAAAAAGGUUCAACGGACCGCAAAGCGUAACAGAAUUUGCAAGAAAGUUGGAGGGGUUGGUCUGGUGGUGUCACACAGUGCACUUUUGAUUGCCUUGCUUGUGCUUGCAAUCCACAGCAUGAUUGGGAUUGUGGUGGCGCCAGCACUGAUGGCUUGCUCGUUGGGUAUGUGCGCCAAGAAAAUGGAGUCGGCGCAGGAUUGGUUGGAAGCAAGAUUUCCAGAUAGCCAUUCAGAGCAACUCGAUGUGGCGGCAAAAGGGAUUUAUAUUUUGAUCAACGAUUUUGACACCAUGAGUCGGAUGGUGAGGAGGUUACAUGACGAGGUGGAGCACCGCAAAGCUAUUGCGGUUAUGUGUGUCACUGCUGCCAGGAAUGUGAAAAAUGUCAACGGGUCUUCGGGGAACUGUGAAAUAUUCAAGGAGGUUGUGAGGGAAUUUCAUGCCACUGAGUCUGGGUUUGUGGACCAAUUAGAGGAGCUUGAAGAACACAUCUACUUGUGCUUGCUCACCAUUAACAGAUCCAGAAGGCUUGUCCUUGAAGAAAUAGUGGCCACUACCUAAUCAAAUAUUAUAAUGAGCACAAUGACGUCGUAUCGAUCAUCAUAUGCUUGUGAUUGUGAACUAGUCAAAGAUGUUACGCAAAUCAAUGAUACAUAUUCCAUAGAACUAUAUAUAUACAAAAGAGCUAGCUAGCAAUUGCUUCAUCAA